AUGGUGUUCUUCAAGAGGAAAUCCCAGAUCCAACCUUCGUCAAAGACGAAUCUAUCCCUGAGUAGCUCAAUGGGUUCAAUGACACAGUCUCAACUCAACACAAUAAUCAGCGACAUGCUGAGUCUGCCUCAAGCUGGAAACAGUUGCGAGGUCAUGUGCAGAGACAACCCAAUCACGAAUGCCGGGAAGCGGAAGCAGUUAUUAAAGAUGCUGAUUAUUGUCCUUCUGCCAAUGGGAAUCCUGGUGGGCAUGAUGGGAAAUGUUUUCAUUUCAGUUGUCAAGAACUACUACGAGGCUACCGGCAUACGGACGUCUCUCUUCUUUUCUGUGGAACUCGGUCAAAUGAUGCGCUAUCUGCAGCGGGAACGUGACAUGAGCGCCCUCUAUGUUGGAGCCAUUGGUAAGGACACGAAGGAUUACUUGUUGCGGAGGUAUCCGGACACAGACGCAGCACUGGCUAAUAUGUCUCAAUGGCCGGUCAGACUUGCCAAUAUACGAACAGAAUUUCAAUCCAAAGACAAGUUCUUGGUCUACCUCAAUCGGCAUCGAUACCAGCUAGAUCAACAAAACCGAACUUCAAAGCAGGAAAUGGAGUUUUAUACAAGUGUGAUAGAGAUUUUUAUGUCAUGGCUGUAUGAGAUUGUGUCGGAAUCCCGAACCGGAGCAGUAUGGAAGACGCUGGUGGCAUAUCAAGAGAUCAUCGUUGCUAGUGAAUACAUCGGACGUGAGAGAGGUAUGGGUAUCACUUACUUUGCUAGAGGGGGAUUUGAAACCAAAGAAGAUUAUCUUCUUUUUCUAGAGGCUCAAAUAAAUUCAAAUAUUACCUUCCAAUCCUGCAAACGCUACUCAGAAUUGGCAUAUCAGAUAUAUGAGGACCAACUCAAGACUAAAGCUACAUUGUUGGCCCCUAUCACUAACAUGAGGCUUAUGAUAAGGUCUAACAAGAGUGCCAAGAGAAACCCCUCCCUGGAGACUGCAAACUAUUGGUUUGAAAACAUGACUUAUUAUCAGGAGACGGUCAGAGAAACUCAGAAAAAACUGGCGGAGAAAAUUGAUUCUCAACUGUCACUUCGAGAGGAAGAGGAUCUGGAGGUCAUCAUUUCAAUCAGUUGCAUCUUUGGCGUUGUCAUGGUUAUCUGUCCUUUGGUUAUCCUAGGAGUAUUUAAACUAACUGUGCAGAUUCAAAGCUACUCACUUUCAAUUGCAAAUAGAACGAAAGCAUUGAAUAAGGAGAAGAAGAGAACGGACACGCUGCUUUAUCAAAUGUUACCAAAGUCUGUGGCAGAACGUCUAAAGAAUAAUGAAAUAAUAGAGGCUGAACACUAUUCCGAAGCCACAAUCUUUUUUAGCGACAUAGUUGGUUUCACCAAAAUAGCUGCAUCUAGCUCCCCGUACCAGGUUGUGGACAUGCUGAAUAGCCUGUACAUGUGUUUUGACCAAAGGAUUGAGCUCUAUGACGUAUACAAGGUGGAAACAAUAGGUGACGCCUACAUGGUGGUAUCCGGCGUGCCUCGAAAAAACGGUCAGCGCCAUGCUGCAGAGAUUGGAAUAAUGGCUCUUGAUUUGGUACGAACUGUGAAAGACCUUGAAAUACCCCAUGUACCUGGCAUGACAUUCAGCUUAAGAACCGGUUGUCAUACAGGUCCUGUCGUUGCCGGUGUAGUGGGGACAAAAAUGCCGAGAUAUUGUUUGUUCGGCGAUACCGUCAACACAGCAUCUAAGAUGGAAUCUUUGGGAAUGGCAAACAAAGUACAUAUCAGCCAGACAACCCGUGAUAUCCUCUUCACUAUCGAUGGAUUCAUGAUUGAAGAGCGCUUUGAUGAAGUUGUUCAGGUGAGAGAGAGAGAGAGAGAGGUGUAA
Saccostrea echinata is the source of this 1860-nucleotide messenger RNA. RefSeq lists its product as uncharacterized. The coding region runs from base 1 to 1860 and encodes 619 amino acids. The transcript is spliced from 8 exons. The record is from RefSeq and is a predicted model, not a curated record. Gene Ontology annotation, molecular function: guanylate cyclase activity; peptide receptor activity. Lineage: Eukaryota; Metazoa; Mollusca; Bivalvia; Ostreida; Ostreidae. Gene Ontology annotation, biological process: intracellular signal transduction; receptor guanylyl cyclase signaling pathway; cGMP biosynthetic process.